Myripristis murdjan (pinecone soldierfish) is the source of this 3880-nucleotide messenger RNA. RefSeq lists its product as uncharacterized. The transcript is spliced from 3 exons. Gene Ontology annotation, molecular function: GTP binding. Bases 294 to 1961 code for a protein of 555 amino acids. The record is from RefSeq and is a predicted model, not a curated record. NCBI's taxonomy places the organism in Eukaryota, Metazoa, Chordata, Actinopteri, Holocentriformes, Holocentridae.
CUUGUUCACAAGGAAACUCUCUGAGGACUUUUAAAGACCCCUGCUGAUGUCCUGAGGAGCAUUUCUAAAUCACAGCAAGGCUUUGCUCUCACUGGACUGACAACACACAGUUUUGACCAGAUCCAUCCAGAUCCAGAUCCAAUCCAUGAGAACAGACUCAAUCAACGACAAGAUAAACGUCUCUGACUGUGACAGCUCUCAUCUGAGACAGCCUACAUCUGCAGAACACUGGUCCUGGUAUCUGAUUUUUAAAGUUGGUCUCUGAACAGUUCAAAGAUUGAACAAUUACAACGAUGAAUUUUUUCUUCAACAUGAUCAGUGGCCCUAAACGGCCGGCUGACGCCGGCCAACUGACAGAUAAAGGCAAGAGUGAACUUCUACAACCUGAUAAAGGACAGACAGAAGCCCUCUCUAUUUACAAAGUUCUUCUGACAGAAGAGCAGCUUCAUAUAAAAGGGUGCAGGCGUUUCAGUUUUGGGAAACAGUCCCUGAAACGUAAUCGCACUAUCAUGGUUCUUGGAGCAACUGGAGCUGGCAAGACAACACUUAUCAAUGGGAUGAUCAAUUACAUUCUUGAUGUCAAAUGGGAAGAUUUUUAUCGGUUCAAGUUAGUUGAUGAGGGUCAGUCAAAAUCACAAGAUGAAAGCCAGACUUCUGAAGUCACUGUUUACAAAAUCAACCACCAAGAGGGAUUCAAAAUAGACUAUUCCCUGACAAUUAUUGACACACCAGGUUUUGGGGACACAAGAGGAAUAGAAAGAGACAAGCUGAUCACAGAACAGCUGCGUAAUCUGUUCUCAGCAAAACACGGUGUCAGUGACAUAGACGCUGUGUGUUUUGUAGCUCAAGCCUCUUUAGCUCGACCCACACCAACACAGAAAUAUGUGUUCGACUCAGUGCUCUCGAUCUUUGGCAAAGACGUGGCCGAGAACAUCAGAAUUCUGGUGACAUUUGCAGACGGCCAGCGCCCACCAGUUCUUGAGGCAAUCGUUGCCUAUGAGGUCCCCUGUCCUAAAACAAAUAAGGGUGUCCCAGUUCACUUCAAAUUCAACAAUUCGGCAUUAUUUGCAGACAACAAAUUAUCGGGACAAGAUGAAGAUGAAGAUGAGGAUGAAGGCAAUUUUGAUCAAAUGUUUUGGGACAUGGGUACAAAAAGCAUGAAGAACUUCUUCACAGCUUUGAAUGUCAUAACAACCAAAAGCUUGACUUUGACAAAGCAGGUCCUCAGAGAGCGAGAGCAGCUUGAAAAUUCAGUUGAAAAUUUGCAGAUGAAGGUUAAACUCGGCUUAGCAAAGCUGGAGGAGAUAAAAGAGGCAACACAAAUUCUUCAGGAGCAUAAGGCAGAAGCCACUAGAAAUGAGAAAUUUGAAUUUGAAGUCACUGUGAAAAAGCCCAUUCAAGUAGAUAUUUCCAACACUGGAUAUUACAUCAACAACUGUCAGCAAUGUCACACAACCUGCCAUGAUCCCUGUAGCAUACAAAAUGAUAACGAUAAGGCACGCUGUGCUGCAAUGGGAUCAGAUGGGUUUUGCACUGUGUGCAAAGGCAAAUGUCACUGGACAGUGCAUUUUUGUCAGAAGUACAAAUGGGAGUAUAGGGAAGUUAAAGAAAAACGAACAAUACAAGAGCUCAAAGACAAGUAUCAAAAAGCCACAAAGGCCAAGAUGACCGUUCAGGAACUGAUAAAAAAGCUGAAGGAUGAUUAUGAGGAAGUGCAGGAUGAGGUGGUGACUCUGAUAAAGAGGUCAGCAAAGUGUUCAGACAGACUCAAAGAGAUAGCACUCAAACCAAAUCCACUCUCUAUUCCAGAGUACAUUGACUUACUCAUUGAAGGAGAGAAAUCUGAGGCCAAGUCAGGCUGGAAGCAACGUGUUCAGGCCCUGAUGGCCAUGAGGGAAAAGGCAGUGAUCAUGGCUAAAGUAGCCAGAAGAGAAAAACUCCUCCAAAGUCCCAGCUUUUGAAUCUGUCCAACAGUCUGAUUCAAACUUAGCUGGUGUCAGCUAGCAUCACACUUGUUAGGAGUCCAAGCACCCAAGGUGCUGGACUCAAGGUGCUGGUUGGAUUAUUGGUGUGCUUCCUUUAAAAAAGCACACUUAUACCCUCCUCUUUGCUUCCUCAUUAUUCGUUUUUUUUUUUUCUUCCAUGAAAUUUUGUUGUCUAGCUCCUUCCAAACUGUUUGAAGCUGCUGACACCAUUCAAACUUUAAAAUGUACCACAUGUUCUGCUGCAGUGAGCUUUUAUUCAGAUUUUUGAUAUUAUAGGUUUUGAGAAGUCACAAUUUUAGUUUUCUGCAGCUUUCAGAGAUGACAUAUAAUGUGUCAUAAUGUGUAUAAUGUGUCUCUCUGGAGUGAGUGAUGUCAUGACACACUCUGGCUCUCCCAUACACACUCAUUAUCUCAGCAAUUUGAAACAAUUUAACUGUUGUUUCCCUGUCCAAACCUUUUCUGCUUUUUGAACUCGUGCACAUUUGGAAGCAACAUGACUCCUAACAUUUGAGUUUUGAGCGUUUGUUUCAGCUUUCAGUCAGAUGACUAAUGAACACACCUAUGCCUGUUUUCACAGGUUGUGCUUAUGUUUGUCCUCAGUUCAGCAGUCAUGUGACCUCCACUCACUUCUCUUAGUACUACUAUUACUACUACUACUACUACUAUUACUACUACUAUUACUACUACUACUACUACUAAUACUACUACUACUACUACUACUACUACUACUACUAUUACUACUACUACUACCACUACUACCAAUUCCAGUGCCACUUCAGCUACUUUUUAGCUUUUGUUUGUGGUCAUGCCCUGUUUUCAGCUCAGUGUAAGCAGUCAGUCUGCACUUCAGACACUUAAGGUUGUUACACACCGGCAUGCAUAGCGAAAUAGCGGAACAAAAGUGCAAAAAAACUCACUGGUGAAAAUUUCACCUUAAACUAUUUACACCAAUCAGCAAUGCGAAUGUGCAUAUUGCGAUAUAUAAAUCCCGCAGCGCGCAGGAGAGCGUUCAACUUCGUCCUCCGAUGAGGACCUUGUCAUUAUUGAAUUGCUUAUCCGUCCAAAGAGGAGAUUUUGGGUACACCCGCUUUUACAGAGCAGGGAUAGAGGAGGGGAAUCCCACCUGCUGAUGCAGGAAUUAAAAUUGUAUCAAGACCGUUUCCAAACUUAUUUUGGGAUGUCCGUGGGACAGUCCGAGACUCUCCUGGGUCUGCUGGCACCACAUCCAGAGAGACAGAGAACCAACUAUCAGGAUCCCAUUGACCCAGAGCAGCGACUGGCUGUCUGUGUGAGGCAGGCUGUCAGAAUAUUUUAGUGGACAACUACUGAGGAGAGACGCUGCCUCUCCUGCAGGCUCUGACCUAAUGCUGUUGUUGUGAAUGGAGACUGCUGAUUGGCUGCUGCAGUUUGUUCGCCUAAAAAAAUCAAGCUUGUUGCGGAAAAUAAAUGUCUCGUAUUUCAACUUUUCAUAUUUCGCGAUCUAUGUGCAAGUACUGAUUGCAUGUUAUGAGUUUAAAAAAAUACGAAGUAUUCGCAAUUAACUAAUGCCAUUGGUGUGCAAGAACCUUUAUAACUGCAUGUGUGUAAAUCAUCACUGUUCCCACAAUUUUCAGUAUACAUACUCACAAAAUGUUAGACUAUAUAUGUUUACUACAGGCAAACACAGUAUGCAGUAUGUACUACAUACUGUUUUUCAUAGUAUGAGGCAUGAAAUUUAAAUCAAUGUAAUUUGCAGUAUGCUGGGCCAAGCUUAGCUGGUUUUUGGGUUUGGAAACUGGAGGUAAAAAUCAGCAUGGCUGAUGGGAAACCACCACUACUGUGUAGCAUCCUUCUGCUAUAAAAAAAAAAAAAAAAGAUAUAAAUGUGGGUUUUUAUGAUUUUCCCAAAGAUAAAUA